This is a messenger RNA of Paraglomus occultum, 130 nucleotides long. Lineage: Eukaryota; Fungi; Glomeromycota; Glomeromycetes; Paraglomerales; Paraglomeraceae. The record is from the annotation of a GenBank genome assembly.
UAGUAUUUUGGUUGAUAAAUAUGAAAAAUAUGUUGAAAAUUUACUCAAAGGUUUAACAGAGGCAGGUACUACUACUCCUAUCUUUCAAAAAGGAGAAUUAGAAAGUCUUCAAGAAGAGCAAAAAAUUUGA